Molecule: messenger RNA, 1911 nt
Organism: Xenopus tropicalis (tropical clawed frog)
Lineage: Eukaryota; Metazoa; Chordata; Amphibia; Anura; Pipidae
Exons: 2
Coding region: 52-1443 (463 amino acids)
Source: RefSeq, a predicted model, not a curated record
GCUCACUUAGCUCUGUCCCUCAGUACCGGGCACCCACCCCACACAGGAGCAAUGGCGGCCGCUCAGCCUCUAUAUGAACUAAGCGAACUACAGGGUUUCAAUGAAUCAAUUGGUAACUUUGUAGAAGGCAAUUUUUUGUCUGUUGAACAGAUCCAUGGCUGCUUGAAGCAUGAAGAGAAUUAUUUAUAUGAAGAAAGGAAGAAGAUGAUUACUUACAUUGAAAGAACAAUUCCGGACCAAUUCCUGCAGUUGGGAAUAACCUUCCCAGUCACGAGGCUGCAGCACGUCACUACUGAAACUCCCACGAGGCAAAUUGUGCAGUCGGGAUAUUUCUGUGCCGGAGACCAAUCUAGAUUGCCAUGGAGCCACCCCAAUGCCAAAUUGUUAUACUGGAGCGUGGAGAUCCUCAAGGAGCAGAUAGAGGAGCUACGUCAGGAGGCUUUCCAAGCUCUUCAGGCAAUGGUCCCACCACACAAUGCCGAAGUAUACGAAGAAGACUUCAACUGCCAGUUUGCCGACUCUCCUGCAUUUAAAUCUGCUUCUCGUUAUGGAAACUUCAAGUUCUCAUUGCCCCUAUCAGAUCUCCUCUCUGAGUAUAAGAAGCGGCAGUGCCAGGGUGCUGAGCCGGAGUUCAGGGUGCUGGGCACUGCCAUGUACAAACAGGAGAUUGCUCAUAUUGUAUUAGUGCACGGCCCUCUGGCUACUGAAUUCAGUGACCUGCCCUCUGUGCCCAUUGUUGGGGGAAAUGCCAACCCCUUACCGUUUGUCUUCCGCUCCCAAGAAGAUGGAAAGUUGUAUUGGAGCCCUGAGUCUACAGCCGACGUCUUAAAAAUGAGAAUCUUUGAAAACCAGUGCCGUGUGCGGGAAUGUCCUCUGAGUUGCCCUUAUUAUGUUCAUGGGACUUGUUUCCACUAUAGAGACACCUACAGUAUUUGGAACCAUCUGAUAUUCAUUUUCCACCUGCCUGGGAAUGAGCCCCUGAGGAUCCCUAGGGAGAAGCUGCUGGAAAGUCUCUCUGCCUGUGAUAUUCUGGAGCCGUAUCUCAGAGAAGAAGAAACGAGACUCACACGACAAGAAGCCCAAUAUAAAAUCAGAAGCCUGAAGGUAAGAGGAGCUCCCCCAAAGCUACAUGUCUGUUUCACUGGUACUUUGUCACUUUCACCCUCUUCUUUGCCCUUCUCUUGGGAUCCUGUACUUUUUUUGCAACUUCUACUUUCUGCUCAUCCUUCCAUUGUUACUAUUCUCCCCCACCCGUGCCCUUUCCCCUCUCCUCAUUCCUCUUCCCUAUGUGCCGUAGCCUCCCUCCUUCCCCCAAUGCAAUUCCAUUCCCCCCCCUCCCUUCUCUUGUGUUUUCUCGCUCCCUCCCGGGAAGGGGUCAGUAGAAUGACUUGUUGGGGAGUCAAAGCUCCUGUUUGGGAGACACAAAAAUGGGCAAAAAGGUAGAGGAGAUAAUGAAUUCCCCUGGUUUCUUGAAGACAAUGUUUUGGGUAAAAAAUGUUUAAUAGAAGGAGGAGACUGUACAUUUUAUCUCUUUUAUCUCAUUCCAUGGUUGUAUAACUAUGAAGAUUUCCAUACAUCCAGGUGAGGGUAUAUCUAGUGUAGGUAAAUCCAGAGAAACUGGACUCGCUGAGUAAUCAUUGAAGACGUUUCACUUCUCAUCCGAGCAGCUUCUUCUGUCCAACUUUAUUUCAUGGUUAUUUUUGAUAAUUAAAUUUCUUUCUGUAUCUCAAACUUCCCAGAAGAUUCUCAUGCAUUAUAUUCUAUUAUCUUCCAUUUGUUCCAAGGCAGAACCAGUAGAGAGGAAGAUACUGAACCCCUGGAAUGGCAGCGAGCCCCCUUGUUGAGCAGAAAUGAUCAUCAAUAAUAAUCAUGAAGUCUGAGCCUGAAGUUGUUCUACAUUGUUGAAAGAAA